Mizuhopecten yessoensis (Yesso scallop) is the source of this 4721-nucleotide messenger RNA. Its product is annotated as centrosomal protein of 85 kDa-like. Lineage: Eukaryota; Metazoa; Mollusca; Bivalvia; Pectinida; Pectinidae. The coding region runs from base 1235 to 3571 and encodes 778 amino acids. Gene Ontology annotation, cellular component: centrosome. The transcript has 13 exons. The record is from RefSeq and is a predicted model, not a curated record.
CACACAUAUAUAUAUUAACAUAGGUUUCAGCAUUGACACUGAGUGUAUUGAGGUGUUUCAAUCUACAUUUUUUCUCUUUCUUUUUUUAUUUUCAACAUGAAGGAUUUAAAACAAAACUUGUCCUUGUCUGAAAGCAUCUACAAUGGAAUGUCAUACUUGCCAACUUUUUGAAAUUUCCAUGCGGGAGAUAACACUUGCUUAGAAUUAAAUACAUAAACAAAAUGUGUGUAUGUAUACUCUAGGGGAAAAAUAACAUGUUUCAGUGGCAUAGUUUGAGCUGUUCCUUCAGGUGAAAUCAUCAGAUCUUAGAAAAUAGGAAUAGUUUAGCAAAUUCACUGGCUGAAAAUGUUCAAUUUUAGGGUCCAAAGUCGGGAUUUCACCUCCAAACGGAGAGUUUUCAAGUAUGAAAUGUAAGGGGAAAAAAAGAUGUUUUUGAUAGAAGCAAAUUAAAUUUCCCUUCCCCAACUAUAAGUGUUGUUAUUCAGAAUAAUUAUAGGCAGGAAAAACCCUGUACACUUUCUUCCUUCAAGAAUUUUUCUCAGCAAAGAGUGACUCUUGAUAUCUGCCAUCAUGUAUAUUUAAGUAUGUAACUGCAGUAUAUACCAGGAACUCUUAGUCUUUAACCUGUUUAGCAAAGACCUAUAAUUAUAACUCUUAGGAACCCAGUGUCAAGCAUUGGUACUGUCUGGAAUGACUUAAUUCUUAUUUGAUUGUUUUUUUUUCAUUAUUUGCCCGAUACAUGUGCCUUUGUUUACACUGUUUUGCAGGCCUAUUAAGUUACAUAUAUUGACACCUUAGUGGCCGGCUAGUGUAGAUUGACUUAGUUUUGGGUAAUAGAAGGUGCUGACAAUAGUGCCAGGUGCUACACUGUUAAAGUGCCAUGUAAGGUGUAUCAAUAAUGAUAAGUUAUGUGUGGCUACAUUUUAUUGUCCAAUGAAUAAUAGAUACACUCUGUAGUGGCUACAUAUACAUGUAUAAAGGGUUCCAGGCCAAUAAGCACAGAAAAAUAGGAUUAGGGUAGGUCUGUCUUUAUCAUAAAUAUGUAGCAGAGUAACAGAAAGGCCCUGUUUACCCAAGGAUCAGCUUGUGUAUGUAAAUUCUUAAGCUUAGUUUAAAGCAUGUGGAUCAACAGGAAAAGAUAAGAUAUGAAGGGAAUUUGGAACUGAGAUUGUGUCGAAGAGACAGGUGACAUUUGUGCUGCAGCAGGGAAGCUCCAUCUGUGCAACCUGCAGCCAUGUCAUGGAAAGGGGCGACCCCUAGCACACAGUUUGGCGCAAACAAUAACACGGGGACAGGCAGCAAUGUCCCAGAUUACCAGAAAAUGCUCCAGCAUCAUAUAUUCUCAACAGGCUGGGGCACAAGUGCAAGCAAGGCUACCUCUGACCGCUACAAUCGUCAUUCAUCCUACCCCACAGUGUCUCCCUCGGGGACUAUCAGUCCCCCACUCGCCACACGGACCCGCCACACGGACAGUCUAGCAACCACAAACUAUAGUGAUCCCAAGAUUUACAACAGUUAUCAGCCAUCCAAGUAUGGCCUCUCCUCUGACAGCCAAUAUGAUGUCUCCUACGUCAACAAGGAGUUUGGGGAACUCAAUGUUGAGAACACGGUGAAUGUUAUAAGUGAUGACACCUUUGAUAAAACUGCUCCGUACGCACCAACAAAGUACGAAUACAAGAGUUAUGACUCAUCAGACCCAUACAAGAAAAGGAGUAAGGCGAAUAGCUAUGUAUCAUCUCGGCCAAGGACUACCGAUUUUGACUUGGAAAGACCAAAUAUUGCAGCAGAUGAUACCGAUUGGUCCUCUCCAACGAAGCGAACAUCAUUGGAUGUACCGCAACAUUUGUUUAUGACCCCGGCCCGUAGUCGGUCAUCUGUCACUGAAGCAGUUGACUAUGGCCGGGUGGAAAGACCUGCCAGACAGACUGGAACAACAAAAUCUGCAAUUGAUGAUCUAUACCAAAACAAACAUUAUGUUGAGAACGGAGAUGCCCAUGUGACGGAAAGACCACCCCGUACCAGGGGGAGAGACUCUUCAGGGCGGCGUCCAGUUUCAGUAGGGGCAGUGUCCAGUGACUUAACCAAUUGGCAGAAACACCACCAAGAUCAACUUGUGCAUCAACAGAUAGAGAAAGAGGGUGGAUUUGGAAAAACUGGUGGUCAAGGAUUUGAUCGAUUGUUUAAUCACAUCUCUAAUGGUGAGGAAAACUCAGAGAAGUGGAACUCUGUCAAGCAUGCAGCCGACGCCGUCAUAUCAGAAAAGGAUAUGUACAUAAACAAACUGAAGAUGCAGAAUAUGCAGUUGGAGGAAGAUAACAAACAGUACGAGGCCAAACUUCGGCGUGCACUGAUGAGUGAAUCUGACCAGGGCAAUGAAGCUUAUUCACAGAUUAAGGAUCUGGAGAUGAAGAACGUUACUAUGAAGUCAGAUAUGUCUGAGUUGAGGUCUAGAAACAAGGUGGAACUGGAGGAGCUCGAAAUCAAAUUGGGUGCUGCUGAACAUGAAGUGAUGCAGCUGAGGACAGCACUCAGAAAACGAGUGCCAGAAUUCCAAGAUGAUCUACACUCAAAGAUUGACCAAUUGGAAGAUGAGAAGGAGGAAUGGAAGAUGAAGUUCCUGGAGGUGAAGGACAGCCACCACAGUCUGAAGCAGAAACAGGAGGAGCUACAGCGCUACCUGACCGGCCUACCAACACUAGAGGAGGCAGCUAGGCAGGAUGACGAGAUUAGAGCUUACAGUGAAGACAACAAGCUUCAGAAAGAGCGCAUUGAAGAACUCCAGCAGGAACUGUUUGACACGCGCAAAAACCUGUCCUCUCGCGACCUCCAAAUAGAGGAGAUGGAGAACAAGGGGAAACAACUUGGGGAGAAAUUGUCAAUUCUCACUGAUGAAAUAGAUCGCUUCAAGUCUAUUGGCCAGGGGGCAGCACUGAGACUAAGGGAGGAGGAGUUACAGAAACUACAGGAGGAGAAUGACCGGUUUUCUACUGAUCUGGACAAGGCAAAGAAGUUAUUGGAGACAUGCCAUCGAAAGAUUCGUCAUCAGGAUGUGAAGCACCAGAACAGUGUGAAAUCAAUGGAGGAGAGACUGUGCCAGGAGGAGGAGAUGGUGAACGCUCUGAGGGAGGAGGGGCGUCUCAGGGACGAACAGGGCAGCAAGAUCAAGGCAACACUCAAACAGCUGCAGAGCCAAAACCAAGAAUUACUGGACCAGAACCUGACAAUGAGGGAGCACAUCAAACACCUAGAGCAGCAGCACAGUGAUGACAACCAGCGACUUCAGAGACAGUUCACCACCGAGCUUGGUAUCUGUUUCUCUGAGCUUCAGGCUCUUGUGCAGAUCUGUGUGCAACGGGCUGAAGGGCAGGACCCUAACAUGUCCGACCUCCUAGGGGUCAGAGCUGAUGUGGAGACAGCAGCCACUGGUGGUCCACAGGUAGAGGCCCAGACCAUGAAACAUUGGCUGUCCAAGACACGAGAGCUCCGCACCGAAAUAGAGCAGUUACGAGUGAUGAUCUGUAACAAAUACGCGGAGGACAUAGGGGACAAUCUCAACUGUACAACACAAUAAUGUCUUCAACUGUAAACUUAGGACCUCAACUGUAUAUAAUUGCAUCACUGACCUCAAAUGUAUGAUAUUCAAUGACAUGACCUCAAAUGUGGCAAUAUUACGUGAUACAAGGACUAACUGUCUCAUGUCUUCCUGUGAUUUAUAGUACCAGGAAUGUUAUAUAAACCAAGUUUAUAUGCCUGCAGUUGAACCAGGCAUAAGGAUCAAACCAUGUUAACCUAGAAUCUGAUAUCAGUCUGGAAACUGAUUUCCAGAUAUUUAAAGGAACGGAUUUACAUAUAUAAAGGACAAUUCAUCUUGUAUUUAUUCAGAAAAUUUAUUGUUUUGGAAUUUUUUUCCCCAAGAUUUAAUAUAAUUAGAUUUACAAUAUUCCUCUGUAUUCAUGUUUUGUGACGGAGCAUUAUCUUAAAGUUUCCUUUUUAGCACAAACUUUGUAAAAUAAGUACCAAAGAAAAGAGAUUGUCAAGGGCUAUUUAAGGAAUGUAUGAGGGACAGGUACACACAUAUAAUUGACAUCUGUUAGUACACAUGUACAUGUAUCUUAAGAAUAAGAAGUAUAGCUGUACACGUAAUAAUUUUGCUGGGUCAAACUUUCACCUUGUUAUACAAAGACCAUGUUUGAAGUACCACUUGAAUCUCACUACACUGUGAACUACUUUUGGUUUAACUAUAAUUUUUGUAUUCAACAUUGGCAAAUAGUUGGUAAAAUGUGAAUUUGAUGUUUGUGUUCUGAUUUUGGAGAAAAUGACCCAUACAUCACCACUCUUUCACAGUAAAUGUAUAACCGCUAUACAGAACUUGUAAAUUACUAUAUUAUGAAAGGCUGUGAAAAGUGUUUGAAAGCAUUGUAACAUUUCUAUAUUGCAGUAUGAAAACUGAAGUAUUUUAGCGGUAUGAUUUUCUAGUCAUGGAUUGCAUAUAAGCCAGUAAGGAAUUAAACUUAGCUUAGAACUAGAAUUUAGACAAAAGCAUAUACAAGUACUAGAAAGCGUCAUAAAUACAAAAUAUUGUAGUUGUGUUUUGGAUAUAAUCCUACUUGAGAUAAAUGUGUUUAUGCUGUUUGCUUUGAUUUACAGUCUUAAGUAUUAAUUGAAUUUGAACCUAAAGCUAUCAAAAUUUGCACUGAAAUUUCUUCCGUUUGUCAAAAAAA